UGCCACUUUAUUUGUUAUUUUUAUGUACUAUACUUCAAAAAACGAUUAAGUUGUACGCAUUUCAAUUUCAUAACAAUAUACCAUUGAAUCGAAUAAUCUUUAACAAAUAUUGAUUUUAAAUUAAUCGUCACUGGUGUAGACAGGGUGUUAUCCAUCCUUAAAUAUAAUUGGAAGCUUUAAGUUAAAUUAAGUUAGCUCUAAGAAAAGGUCUAACCCUAUCGUGUGUGAGUGAGUGCGCGCGAGAGAGAGGCAGGCAGGCAGAGGGGGAGAGAAGAGAAAAACAAAAAACUUAGCAACGUAAAGUUUGUCGGAAGUGAAUCUUUAGGAGAAACGCCAAUAUGGGACUUGAUCCAGCAGAGCUUUUAUCAUGCACCACUUGAGCGCUAAUAGAUUUUAGUGGGGGGACACGAGUAGUGAUUUCAUCCAAAUCCACAUUACAAACCACCGCUGCCGUCCGAUCCCCCCAGGACCAGCGCUCAGAUCUCCGCCGGGCGGCACAUAAUAGCGUUUGGAGGAAUAUGUGACUUUCUCAUCUCGGUUGAAUGUGUAGCUGGAUCGGGGACGUUCAUCACUCCCAAACCCCGGUGGACGAUGGAGAGGAAUUACCCGAGCUCCAGCUUCACCGAGCCGGUCACUGCAGCGGCUCAGAGCGCGGGCUGGGCCUACAAACCCAGUUUGAAUUAUGAUUCUACACAUCUGGACUCUGAGCUUCUCCAAAGGCAGACCUUUGCCUCUAGUCACCAGCCCCCAACGUUUACCACAUCACACCACCUCAUAGGAGCGUUUGACCCAAAUCAGCACAGCACAUCCAGCAGCAACACUACUGAAUCAUCAGUCAUGAAUUUUCUCUCCUCUAUUGAAUCACGAGGCCUUCAGGCUGGACCUGCUGGCUCUAUUCUUCUCCCUCCAUUUAGAAGCCCCUCAUGGCAAACUGGUGCCAACAGCUCAACAGAACUCUUUCUUACUGGAGGCCUUCAUCUAUCAGGAACAAAUCCAACCCCAUCUGCACUCUCGUCCUACCAGCACCCUAUUGCCUUUCCUACCAGAAGCUUCACCACUACAUCAGCACUUACUCUUCAGGACAGCACUUUGAGCUCGUCAAAUGGUCUGUUAUCCCCUAACGACUCUCUUCUCCAGCUCAAAUCCACCCAGAGCUCUGUGCCAACCGCACUUGCUUUUGACAGCCUUGGUGUUAUGGCUCUUGGUGCUGGUCUGCCACCCCAGUCCUCCACAUAUCGCUCAGCACAAGAGUCUGCCCCACAUCUCCUUCAACCUCAGUUCAGCUUGCUGCCCACCAUCUUGGGCACCUCCCAGCAGGCCCCUCAGCCUUACGGUGCCCCGGUUUUCUCAGGCUCGAUUGAAAGAGCACUACAGCGUGAAUGUAGUGUGAUCAAGCACCACCAGCGGCCUUCCAGCACCCAGCCGGUCCAGGAGCAGCUCACUGGUGGUGCUCAGCACUCCCUACAGGGUUACCUGCAUGAUGAUAGUGACGUUUCUUAUCAACAGGACCCUUCCCCGCACACACCAGUACCCUGCAGCCCUGUGGCUGAACCUUCGCAUACUGUUAAUGGCAGUAUGCAGCAGAAGACUUCUCAAGCAGCACUGCAGCAAACUCAGGCCUACACUACUUCUGUUCCCUCCCCUGUGUUUUCUGGGUCUUCUGGAAUAAAGGUUAAAGAUGGCUCUUCCAAAAUGGCUCAACAUACCAGUGAGAGCACAGACACUCAUGCCCAGGCAAGCUCUCCAGGCCUGCAGCAUCAGAGCUACACCUUCUCAGCCCUGAAACAAAACUCGGUGAUUGCUAGCCAGUUGCAGCCUUACACAUCCGCACAUCUGCUUCCAGGGCUGGUGUCUGUUAGCGCCUCACAUGCUUAUGUCACCUCUCAAAGCAACCUCAGCCAAAUACAAGCCUUCUCUUCUAGUUUACCUGAGAAGCUACCUUCAAUUUACAAGACUGUUUCGUCAUUUGCUAGUCAGUCUGGAGCUGAGACAUCUGUGAGCCAGAAUCUUAUUUAUUCUUCUAGUCAACAGCAGGAUUUUCCAACUCCAGGAAACAGGGAAGGGUAUGAGACACAAGUGCAAACACAUUGCAUGGGAAGUCCUUCUCAAAGCUACUCUUCCAGCCACUCUCAGGGCCCGGCAACCAUUAGUUUCUACACCCAGGGGCCAGCAUCUACUUGCAUUCCCUCGCAGAACUUUGUGUCGGAUCAACCCCUAACCCCAAGCCCAACCUUCUCACCCAGUCAUGCCCGGACUUCAUCAUCCACUAACCCAACCCAGGACUAUAUUCUAAUGCAGUCUUCAAGUAGCAAGACUGAUAGUGCCCUAAUACAACACAAUUACUUAUUAUCUGUCCCGUCAUCAGCGUCUCCUGCCACUCACACGCAAGCCUUACCGAACGACCAGUCUUCGGUUGAGUUGAAGCCAGCCUAUGGCAAAAGUGAACAAGAUGAACAAAUGUUUCUCUCCUCCAAAGAGGGCUCUGGAGAGCUUCCUAUUGAGGAUGUGCAGGCGUUACAGAAAGGCUCUAUUGGGAGUUCACCUAAAACCCUUACACGCAAUGAAAUUGGGGAGCAGAACAAUGAUGUGUAUGUCCUUUCAAAGAUAGAAGACAGACAAAACACUCAAAGUGUAAUUCGUAGUAACUCCCGGUCUGAGGAGCAGAUCAUAGGCAUAACACAUUUGGAAACAACAAAAGAAGAAAGGAUGAUUCCUCCAAGACAACUUGCUCAGCUAGUUACCAGUGCCAACACUCCCACUGACCCAAAGAGUAACCCUUUGUUGAUGCACUCCACCCAUGCACCUUUGAGAGCUGACCAGCUGAAACAGCAAACACUGCUUCUGAAAGAGUCUAGCUCUCAGCAGCAGAACCAUCAGAAUCGUAUCAGCAGAGUUCAGCAGGCAGAUCACAGACAGCUGUCUGAGGACCAAACGCAGUUUAUUCGAGUUCCCAGUGCCCAAGUUUUGCUGGAGCCAUCUCACAUGAUUGUCCUUCAACAGCCUGUGUUCACCUCAGGACAGAAUCAACCCAAGCAGACAAUGUACAUGCAGUCUGUACCAGUCCAGUAUCUCCAAAUGAAUAGCGACACCAUAAGUUUGACUGUUAAUGGGCAUCACAACCACCAAGUCCUCAACUACGCAGAGUCCACUAAACAGAACCCACCUAAAAAAGACAACUUUGGCCAAUUAAAUUCUCAUGAAGCAAAGCAGAACUUUCCCCUAAGUUCUGUAUGUUUUCCUGAGUCCAUGCUAUUGGCAGAUGAGAGGCACAUCCUCUCAAAUGUAGAUGACAUUCUGGCUGCUACUGCAGCUGCCUGUGGCGUCACACCACAGGACUUUGUCAAAUCCACAUCCUCUGAUGGAGAAUUGUCAUCAGUUGCCAACGCUACAGAUUCCAAGUGCCAUUUUCAGACCGUUGAGAACAGACUUAAUAGUUUCCCUUCUCAGAAUAUGAACAUCUCUAACUCACAAACAAUGACUAUAAAUGGUGCUCAAAUGUCGUACCCAAAAGAGGUGUUUAUGCCCUCAAACUCUCAUAACCAGCAAAAUGAUAGCAACAACUCUGCCCAAGAGAGAUCCGAAAAUGUAGCAAACUCCCAUGUGAAAAACAACCUGUUGCCUAAAGAACAUUUUGUGAACUCUGGCAAUGACUCUGCUCUGAAUGCUAAUGGACUUAGUAUUAGCAAUACAAUCUCCUCUGAAUUUCAGUUGGCUGGCCAGCAGUAUAACCCAUCAGGACAUGUGAAAACUGAAAAGCCAUCAAAUAAUAAGGCCCACCCAAAGGGAACAGAAGGCAUUAAAACAGAUAAUGGCCCCUUUGAACCUCCCACUGGUGGUCUUCCAAAAAAGCGAUCCAAAUCAAAAGGUUUAUCUAAGCAAACUGUUGAGGAUGAAAAUGGUCUACCCAAACCUCAGAAGAAGGGCUCCCAAGCUAAGAGACAGAAUUCCUAUGCUAGUGAUGCAAGUUCAACCCCCGCCUCAGAAGGUUGCCACGAUAUCUACCAACAGCAGGAGAGGAUGCGUCAGAAAUUAAGGGAGGUUGAGGAGAAACAGCCAGAAGUUAAAACUGGAUUCUUGGGCUCCUUCCUGGACUUCCUUAAAUCCGGACCCAGACAGCCCCUUUCAUCUCCACCAAUACGGUCACCUAGUCGCUCUAGAAAGCCUUCGGUCUCUAAGAGGCCUCCUCAUCCAUUAUCCAUACUUAUACCUCUCAAACCUCCACCUCCUUCAACCCCAUUGAUGUCUCCAGACUCUCAUAGUUUAAUUUCUACAAAGCGAAUUGAUGAGGAUCUUCAGAGGAAUCUGGAAACACUGCCAUCGUUUUCCUCUGAUGAAGAUGAUUCAGUGGGGAAAAACCGAGAUCUUCAGAAGAGCAUCACUUCUGCACUCUCAUCUUUAGAUGAGCCCUCAGACAAAAAACUAAAAAUAGAUGACAACACAAAGCAAGUUCAGGCCUCUAGCAUGCAGCCUACCAAUGCGAAUCCACAGGAACAACUGAAAGCUGUGCAGAACAUGUCUGCUGAGGAAUUAGUAAAGGAUGUCCUGCCUGACAAGCUAGCUAUGCAACUGACCACUGUUGCUAUCGAGGGCCUGACUGACGAGGAGCUCUCAGAUAGUGGUGGGGAGGGCAUGUACCGGGAGCGGGAUGAGUUUGUGGUUAAGAAUGAGGACAUUGAAAGGCUGAAGAUCACCUUGAAAGCAGGGGUGGAACCACCAGCAAUCUGGAAGGUUCAGAAAGCCCUGCUGCAGAAAUUUGUACCAGAACUAAGAGAUGGGAAGCGAGUGUUCUUUGCCACCAACAGUUAUUUGGGGUACUUUGGUGAUGCUAAGUACAUGUACAGGAGAGUACAUGUCAAAUUUCUUGACACAGUCAACAAGCGGGAAUAUGUUCGAGUCUGCAGCAGGAAACCAAGAAGCAAGAUCAUGCAUUCACUGAGAGGCUUCCAGACUAAAGCUCUUCUAGCCCAGCGAUUCACUGCUGUGACCGUAUCAGAUUCUCCCACACAGAAAACAGCACAACUGAAAGCUCUAUCUAAACCCAGACCCAAGCAGCCAAAAGCCAAGGCAGAACCUCCUCCCAAAAAGAGAAAGAAAUGGAAAGAGGAGUUUACGACAUCUCCCUCUGACUCUUCACCAGAGGCUGUGAGUGAGGAUGAUGAAUUUACUCCUCCGGUUCCGUUCGCCGCCCGUUUCCUGAACACCAGAACAAUGAAGGAGACCUUUAAGAGCUUUGUAGAGCUUCUGAUCAGUGUAGUCCUGGACGCAGAUGUCAUGAAUGCACUAGAGAGAGAAAACGAUGAGCUGCUGCUUCCUCAAAUGAAGAGGGUUGAUGGAAUGAUCAGGGACAACAGGCGGAGACUGCUGCCAAAACUGUGCAUGGGUCAGAUCUUUAAAAAUGCAUUAGACAGCUUUCCUGAGCUGUCUGUGGUCAACGAGCUGAAAACAGACUGCGAGACCCCCGUCUUUAAAGUGAGGUUAAGUGGGAGGGCAUACAACAGGAAAACCAUGAAGCCCUCGAAAUCCUCCAGCAAACUUCCACUGGAAUACACAGUGGAUCAGCAGACAAAAAAGUGGUUUUCCCUUUAUCACUCUCUACAACACUACAAGUACCACACAUACCUGAUGUGUGUGGAGGAGAUUGAGUUGUUGAAGUCUCGGGGUAAAGAUUUGGGUCAGGAGCAGAUGGUCCAGACCUGCAUGGGGAACAGGGUGUGGGUAGAGGGCCUGUUCGAUCGCUUCGGGGAUCUUCUGACACAGGUGCAGCAGGCCUGCGUUUAAACAGAACAUUGCACAAUGCUGGUAGACAACCAUUUAUGGGACAGAGCAUUCAUAAACUAUGUGAAUAUGCUUUAUUAAAGCACUACUGUAGAGAGGACAGAGAUAAAGAACUGUGAGAUGAGGGAAUGCUCUUGAUGGUUUUAACAAAUGGAAAGAAAUAAACCAAAAUGGUUGCCUUUUCAGACAUCCACAGAGACAAUGGACUUAAACUGUGGUUUUACAUUUAAACCUGCUUUAAAAAACAAAAACCAAAAAAAACUUAGCUGGCUAAACUAGCUGUAGUUAUGUAAUUUCUGUACUGAAUCAAUGCUGGAGUCCUUUAUCAAUUAGGACCAGAAUUUAUGAUCUUUUAUGUGAUACAGAGCAUCUUGCUGAGAAUUUUUAAACCUCCAUUUCUGUAAUUAUGCUUUGGGAUGGAUGGCUAGGUUAUGAUAACAAAAAAUAAUGUAUACAUAGAUAUAUUUUAAGUAAAACUUUUUUUUUUUUUUUUUUUUUUUACAACUGAUUGCCAAAUUUAUAUUUGAUCAUGUACAUUUUGUAUAGAGAGCUUGUUUUCAGAAAAUUCUCUAAUGGAUGAUUUUGACAGAACAUUUACCCUAUGUGCUUUUUGAACUCCUUUUGUUAUAUACAUUUGAAGUUGGUGCAAUUCUAAUACUGCUUUUUAUGUUUUGUUGUAAUAAAAGGCAUUUACUAUAUCUUUAUACUCACUUUAACUAUUUUGAAUUUUUUUUUCCUCAACAUGCAUGUUAUCUCACAGAUAGAUGUAUUUUUUACAGAAGGAAAGAAAAUUGUAUUUUGUCCUACAUUUAAAUAUGGCUUAUACAUUUAUAUGUCAUAUGCAUAUUGUAAACUUUACAAUGCAUAGAAUGUUUCUUUAUUUGGUGAUAUUGAAAGUUUGCCACGAUUUUAAACGGAUUACUGUGCUGACAGCAUUGAAUUAUUAUUUUUAUUUUCUGGUGUAACACACACUACAAUGUUUUUGCUGAUGUGAAAAUAAAUGUACUA
Xyrauchen texanus (razorback sucker) is the source of this 6783-nucleotide messenger RNA. RefSeq names its product glutamine and serine-rich protein 1-like. The record is from RefSeq and is a predicted model, not a curated record. Bases 592 to 5778 code for a protein of 1728 amino acids. The transcript is spliced from 13 exons. Lineage: Eukaryota; Metazoa; Chordata; Actinopteri; Cypriniformes; Catostomidae.